Messenger RNA from Trypanosoma theileri, 522 nucleotides. Its product is annotated as putative NADH dehydrogenase subunit NB6M. Bases 1 to 522 code for a protein of 173 amino acids. The transcript has a single exon. Lineage: Eukaryota; Euglenozoa; Kinetoplastea; Trypanosomatida; Trypanosomatidae. The record is from RefSeq and is a predicted model, not a curated record.
AUGCUGCGACAGACUCAGCUUCGUCUAGUGCGUGAUCCUGUACCAACUGAUACCAAGGCUUUUUACUCAUGGUUUAGUGGACAGGCAUACCGUCAGGAACGUGUGAUCCCUGGAGGUUACCCUGCGGUACGUGUUUAUCCUGUAUACGGAAAGAGGUGGUUUACAGGACGUACUGUAAUGGCAGCUAUAGCAGGAAUAUCUAUUUUUGGUGCAUGGUGUAGACCAGAAAGGGAACGAUAUAAUAUGGAGAUGAUGAUUGAAUGGUCAGAGAGACAGGCUGCUCAUCUUCCAUAUCAGAAAGCUGAGGUAAAUCUUCGUUGUCUCAUAACCAGCUACAAACGACACCGUUAUGAACAGGAAAAUCUUAUAGAUAAGGGAUUUGUAGGUCUUACAUCUGAGUUCCGUAAAUUCUUCUACCACGAUGAUGUAUGGCGUCCGCCAUUACAUGAUGUUCUCAUGCACCCAUACGCAAAAUAUGGAGGACCAUUGUUCAGUUAUAAUUGGACUAUAGGUUACUUUUAA